CAUGGUUUCUACUGUAGCCGGCGAGGAAUGUGUUUCCAUGAGGCAGUGAAGAAGAGCCUUUCAUUAGCACCGAGUGAGAGAGGGACCAAGCAAAGGCCAUGGCCGGGAUAUUCGACAUUGAUUUGGAUCAGCCGGACGAAAAUGAAUCUGACGACGAACUCGAGGAUGGGGUGAGUUACCAAGCAAAACAUAAGCUAGCUAGGUUCUAUCGUUAUUGUAGCUAUAGCUAGCUACUAGUGAAGAAGGGAGGCGCAAACUAACUCGCGCUAGCUAGCCAUUAGCAAGCGAAACCCAAGGCGGACUUGACGUUGGUGGCUAGCUGGCUAGCUAACCAACUAAAACAUUGUAGGCCUACCUGUCUUCUCAAUAAAGUAUCCAUGCUUAGUUAGAUAGACAUGACAUAAAGGAGACACGCAUUGAUAGAUUAGUUUAACAACCAGAACAUAUUUCUGAAGUGCAUUAGUUAAUAAUUGUCUAGAUAAAAUAAAAAAACACAUGAAUCCACCUGACCUCUGUCAUGCGCAUUAUAAUCAGAUUUCGGCAUCAUUGGAUGUGGACAAGUGAAACAAGUCGUUCUACUCUUUCAUACAUAAUUUAUUUUAGAAUCAUUAGGUAGUUUUUUUUGCAGCUGUCUGUCACUAGACUGAGAUGCAAUCAAAAAAGUCCCUUCUGAAUACACAGUAGCAAAUAGUAGUUUUAUUUCUGAGAUACAAAAAAGUAUUUUAUUUGUGUCUACAUUAAACUGGUAAUUGAUUGUGAUAUGAUUAAGAGGGGAAAAAAUCCCUAUUAGGGUGUGGUGCCUGGCCUUAACAGGACUGAUCCUUCUCCAUCAGGAAGCAACUUCAAUAAUACACCUGUUCCAGUUAGAGUACCAUUAGGUGCUGUAAAAUGUUUUUUCUUAAUCAUCACUAUCAACUGAAUACCAGUUAAAUGUAGACACAAAUAAAAUACUUUUUUGUAUUAAAAUAUGCAAAUGAGGCGAUCUCAUUACAUAUGCACAUACCACGCAAAUUCAUUUUUCUGGACAACGCUAGGCCAAUUGUGCGCCGCCCAUGAGUCUCCCGGUCGUGGCCGGCUGCGACAGAGCCUGGAUUCGAACCAGGAUCUCUAGUGGCACAGCUAGCACUGCGAUGCAGUGCCUUAGACCACUGCGCCACUCAGGAGACACACGCCAUGCUUCACCGUAGGGAUGGUGCCAGGUUUCCUCCAGACGUGACGCUUGACAUUCAGGCCAAAGAGUUAAAUAUUGGUUUCAUCAGACCAGAGGAUCUUGUUUCUCAUUGUCUGAGAGUCAUUUAGGUGCUUUUGGCAAACUCCAGGCGGGCUGUCAUGAGCCUUUUACUGAGGAGUGGCUUCCGUCUGGCCACUCUAUCAUAAAGGCCUGAUUGGUGGAGUGCUGCAGAGAUGGUUGUCCUUCUGGAAGGUUCUCCCAUCUCCACAGAGGAACUGGAGCUCUGUCAGUGACCAUCGGGUUCUUGGUCACCUCCCUGACCAAGGCCCUUCUCCCUCGAGUGCUCAGUUUGGCUGGGCGGCCAGCUCUAGAAAGAGUCUUGAUGGUUCCAAACUUCUUCCAUUUAAGAAUGAUGGAGGCCACUGUGUUCUUGGGGACCUUCAAUGCUGCAGACAUUUUUUGUUACCCUUCCCCAGAUCUGUGCCUCGACACAAUCCUGUCUCGGAGCUCUACGGACAAUUCCUUUGACCUCUGCUUGGUUUUUGCUCUGACAUGCACUGUCGACUGUGGGACCUUAUAUAGAUAGGUGUGUUCCUUUCCAAAUCAUGUCCGUCCAAUUAAAUUAACCACAGGUGGACUUCAAUCAAGAUGUAGAAACAUCUCAAGGAUGAUCAAUGGAAACAGGAUGCACCUGAGCUCAAUUUCGAGUCUCAUAGCAAAGGGUCUGAAUACUUAUGUAAAUAAGUUAUUUCUGUUUUUUAUUUUUAAUACAUUUGCAAACAUUUCUAAAAACCUGUUUUUGCUUUGUCAUUAUGGGGUAUUGUGUGUAGAUUGAGGAAUUGUUUUAUUGAAUUCAUUUUAGAAUAAGGCUGUAACGUAACAAAAUGUGGAAAAAGGGAAGGGGUCUGAAUACUUUCCGAAUGCACUGUAGAUGCAAAAAAUCAUUUCAGCCUGUGGGGCCUGGCCUUAAGUUCUCUUUUUUUUUGCUAGAUCCAAAUGAGCGAAUGCAGCGGGUUCGAAUUGUGAGUAUUUACAACAUAGGUUCAGCCUGUAUAUUUUGGCACUCAAGCUAUUGUGGCACACUUACCACAACACGUUUGACCACACUAUUCUUCUUUGUCAUGUUAUCCUGUGUUUUUAUGUUUUGUCUUAGGUGUCAAUAUAAUUGCCCUACAGGGAUUGGUGUAAUCAGAUUUUUGUCAAUUACAGGAAAACUUUAAAUCAUUUUUAUGAUGUAUGCUUUGAUGAACAGAUACAGGACAAUUGAGAUGAUAGAACACCUCAGAUAAAGUUGACUGUGCAGGACUUGUCAUUCAGGUCGAUUCAACAUUGACUCACUGCAAUGAAGUGUAUUUGACGUGUGAAUUACGGUUGUCUUUAUUAUUAUUUUUCAAGUAACAUGGAUGACUGUGAAAAGUUUGAAAUCUCUGAAGACAGCGUCAACAAAGGAACGGAGCAGAUUCGUCCGGAAUGCUUUGAGUUGCUCCGGGUUUUAGGAAAAGGAGGCUAUGGAAAGGUGAGUAUUCCCAUGUCUUCCCUUUAGAAUAGAUUGCAUCAAUUCAGUGAAAUUAAUGUUUUUUCUUUCCCCCAAUCACAUUCAGGUUUUUCAAGUUCGUAAGAUGUUGGGUGCCACUUCGGGAAAGAUCUUCGCCAUGAAGGUCUUGAAGAAGGUGGGCUGUUUGGGUUAUCAUCAGGUUGAGAUACUUAUCUUGUUUUCUCGUCUGCCCCUAAGGAACUGCACACUUAAGUUCUGUGAUAUUCAUUCUAGAGUUAUUCUCUAAGUAUUGACAUGACAAUGAGCCCAGAUUGGACACUGACCCUUUUGUUACAGUAGUAUACGGAAGGCACCGGUGCAUUCAUUCAGGCACGCAGUCAGAAGUGAGGCCGUCUAACCCAUAACUCAAAAAAUCUACUGAAACGACUUACCAUGAAUCCUCAGGGCUGUUUGUUUUCCCCCUUUUCUUUGCAUCUGCUCGGCCUCCUUUCUGUAAUUGACGACCGCCCGUCUGGUUUGCAUCUUGGCCCCAGAACCCACCUCUGUUUCCCAGAAGCAUUACAGGUUUUGGUAAUAGUUGUUCUGUUUAUAGUUUUUAUGAGUCUGUAUUUACUGUUGCUACCAUGCAGGAGCUAAGAGCUCAGAUUCCUAUUCUACAUCUGUUACUGAGGAUGAAGGUGUUUAACUAGCCAACCAGCAGCCAUCAUCACUGCCAAAUGAAACCCAAGAUCUUUGUACAUCACCAUCUAGCAUAACCUUCAGAACCACCCCUUUGGACUUCAAAGUGCGAGCAGCACAAGUGAUUUUAAGCUAACCAAGGAAGCGAGUUUGGGAAAUCGGAGAGUAUGCAUCUUAGAAAUAGUUUUCACAUAAACCUUUUAUGCCCAAACUCAGAAUCAAUUGGGUUUAACAAAAAUAAUAUAGUCGCUGUGAGAGAACAUUUAUUUUGAUUGCCGAUUUUCUGAAUAUUUCGAAGUCCCAUCUAAUAGGCCUACACCUGUAGCAGGCUCUCUCUCCUGCCUUGAUUUCAAUAAACGCCCCCUUCAAGUCCCACUUUGUUGCAGUGUUUCCAGGCUCUAUAUGCGGUAGCAAUUGAGCCUGGGACGAGGUUAUGGAAACUCUUAUGUGUGCAGCAGACAUGUCCCAGCAUUGGUGUUUAGCAUGGUUGACUUAAUCUGUGUCAGAACCCAGCACUCUGCAUGUUGUAAGUGGCUGUGUAGCACGGUAGGCACAGAGCCUCACGCUAAUGACCGACUGUGCUCUGCUCUCAUGCUCUGGCUUCUAGCUCUGCCACAGGGCUCAGGCUUAAUCCAACUGAAACAGAUCUACUAUUGUACCCAACGCCUGAAAUGCAGUAUACUGAACAAAAAUAUAAAUGCAACUUGCAACAAUUUCAAAGAUUUUGCUGAGUUACAGUUGAUAUAAGGAAAUCAGUCAAUUGAAAUACAUUAAUUAGGGCCUAAUCUAUGGAUUUCACAUCUGGGCAGGGGUGCAGCCAUGGGUGGGCCUAGGAGGGCAUAGGCCCACCCACUGGGGAGCCAGGCCCAGCCAAUCAGAAUGAGGCUUUCCCUACAAAAGGGCUUUAUUACAGACAGAAAUACUCCUCAGCACCCCCCCAUGAUCCUGCCGGAUGUGGAGGUCCAGGGCUGGCGUGGUUACAAGUGGUCUGCGGUUGUGAAGCCGGUUGGAUGUACUGCCAAAAUCUCUAAAACAACAUUGGAGGCAGCUUAUGGUAGAGAAAUGAACGUUCAAUUAUCUGGCAACAACUCUGGUGGACAUGCCUGCAGUCAGCUUGCCAAUUGCACGCUGCCUCAACUUGAGACAUCUGUGGCAUUGUGUUGUGUGACACAACUGCACAUUUUAGUGGCCUUUUAUUGUCCCCAGCACAAGGUGCCCCUGUGUAAUGAUCAUGCUGUUUAAUCAGCUUCUUGAUAUGCCACACCUGUCAGGUGGAUGGAUUAUCUUGGCAAAGGAGAAAUGCGCACUAACAGGGAUUUAAACAAAUUUGUGCACCAAGUUUGAGCGAAAUAAGCUUUUUGUGCGUAUGGAACAUUUCUGGGAUUUUUUAUUUCAGCUCAUGAAACAUGGGACCAACACUUUACAUGUUGCGUUUUUAUAUUUUUGUUCAGUGUAGUUUGAAUGUUUUGGAUUUCUUUGAGCCAACAAGAUUUGCAAGUGUUCUGGACCUGAGGGCGAAGAUAACGGCAUUAAUGAAAUGGCUCAGAGCAGAGCAGAGGAGGUUCUCUCCCUUCACUUACACUGGGCUGGGGAAAAAGGGAGAGCAGCGAAAUAGUCAUCUAAACCAGAUCCCAAAUGAGCAUUUUCUUCACGCUGUUAUGUCUUCAGAACUUCUGGAACCGGUAGUCCGUUACCUACCAUAGUGUGUCCUUCUUGAUAAAGAAUUUCCUCUAGUGUAAAGUAGUGUUACUUUUCAAAUGCAUAUCAUACCUCAGUUCCUAUGUGUAAGAAAUGUUUUUCAUUUGGGGUGACUAACUACUAUUACCAGGUUAUUACCACUUUGUUCUCUGCUGUGAAUGUCAAGUGCUACCAUUGUUAUAAUGCUGACAGUGCUUGACAAUCCAAGCCUUGUUUGAUCCCUCCAGGCCAUGAUAGUGCGUAACGCUAAGGACACGGCUCACACCAAGGCAGAGAGGAACAUCUUGGAGGAAGUGAAGCACCCGUUCAUAGUGGACCUCAUCUACGCCUUCCAGACGGGGGGCAAGCUGUACCUCAUCCUGGAGUACCUCUCUGGUGAGUGGCUGAGGCAUGGUGUGUGCGCAUACACACAGAUACACAAACCACACAACACAGCGUAGCGUACACCAACACACAUCAUUCGCACACAAUGGCAAAGCUCAAUUAAAUGCUGUAUUUGUAAUUUGUAGGUGGGGAGCUGUUUAUGCAAUUGGAAAGAGAGGGGAUCUUUAUGGAGGACACAGCGUGGUAAGUGGUGUAUCUGUAGUGUGUAGAAUAGAUAUGAGUGUCUGGAACCUGCAGUCCUCACUCCCAUGUGUCAACAGACAGGAUAUGAAGGUAGUGAUUACAUAGCAUAAGGUUGAGCCUUUUUUAGAAGCAGACAAAUGUAAUGAUGUUCAAAGCACAACACAUCAGGUUUAGAAUGUAGCGAGGGCAAUGGAGGGCGGCUAAAGGCAAAUCUGAAAGGAUGCAUUAAAAAAAAAGGGCUGUGAAAAUAUCUGCUGUUGAUGCUUGACGGAAGGGUUUUUCGUCAUACUUUAACUAUAUACAGUGCCUUCAGAAAGUAUUCAUACUCCUUGACUUAUUCAGCCAGGUCACCCGCAAUACAAGUCAGAAUUUGACGUCCAUCCAUGUCUGAGGACGUCGGGAGAUGACGUGGAAAAUGGCCUCUAGGGGCAACAGUGGGCGCUUUUACCUUCAAGUAGGUUACGGUUUUGCUAGGGUGUCUGCCUCUGGUGCCAAAGGUUGCAUGUUCUAAUCCAGCGAUAGAAAGUUGUUUUUGAGAUUUUUGUUUUAAGUCUAUCCCAAUCCAUAACCAUUACCUUAAAAAUGUGCCGUUAAUGCCUAAACCUAACCUUAAACACUUUGAAAUUUGACGUUUGGAACAAUGACAAACAUGGAUGAAAUUCUGACGUGUGACUGAGAGAGCUUGUUGGACUUAUUCCACGUUUUGUUGUUACAGCGUGAAUUCAAAAAUUGAUAUACACUACUUUUCAAAAGUUUGGGGUCACUUAGAAAUGUCUUUGUUUUCGAAAGAAAAGCAUUUUUUUUGGCCAUUUUAAAAUAACAUCAAAUUGAUCAGAAAUACAGUGUAGACAUUGUUAAUGUUGUAAAUGGCUAUUGUAGCUGGAAACGGCUGGUUUUUAAUGGAAUAUCUACAUAGGUGUACAGAGGCCCAUUAUCAGCAACCCUCAGUCCUGUGUUCCAAUGGUACGUUGUUUGCUAAUCCAAGUUUAUCAUUUUAAAAGGCUAAUUGAUUAUUAGAAAACCCUUUUGCAAUUAUGUUAGCACAGCUGAAAACUGUUGUGCUGAUUAAAGAAGCAAUAAAACUGGCGUCUCCGGGAUGCUGACCUUCUAGGCAGAGUUGCAAAGAAAAAGCCAUAUCUCAGACUGCCCAUCUAAAUCUUUUCUUUUUGCGGGUACUAUUUAAUGAAGCUGCCAGUUGAGGACCUGUGAGGCGUCUGUUUCUCAAACUAGAGACACUAAUGUAUUUGUGCUCUUGCUCAGUUGUGCACCGGGGCCUUCCACUCCUCUUUCUAUUCUAGUUAGAGCCAGUUUGCGCUGUUCUGUGAAGGGAGUAGUACACAGCAUUGUACGAGAUCUUCAGUUUCUUGGCAAUUUCUCGCAUGGAAUAGCCUUCAUUUCUCAGAACAAGAAUAGACUGACGAGUUUCAGAAGAAAGUUCUUUGUUUCUGGCCAUUUUGAGCCUGUAAUCGAACCCACAAUUGCUGAUGCUCCAGAUACUCAACUAGUCUCAAGAAGGCCAGUUUUUUUUAUUGCUUAUUUAAUCAGCACAACAGAUUUCAGCUGUGCUAACAUAAUUGCAAAAGGAAUUAAUGUUCAAUUAGCCUUUUUAAAAUGAUAAACUUGGAUUAGCAAACACAACGUGCCACUGGAACACAGGACUGAUGGUUGCUGAUAAUGGGCCUCUGUACGCCUAUGUAGAUAUUGCAUUAAAAAUCUGCCGUUUCCAGCUACAAUAGCCAUUUACAACAUUAACAAUGCCUACACUGUAUUUCUGAUUAAUUUGAUGUUAUUUUAAUGGACACAUAUUUUUUUUUUCUUUCCAAAACAAGGACAUUUCUAAGUGACCCCAAACUUUUGAACGGUAGUGUAUUUUCUCACCCAUCUAAACACAAUACCCCAUAAUGACAAAGUGAAAACAUGUUUUUAGAAAUUUUAGCAAAUGUAUUGAAAAUGAAAUGCAGAAAUAUCUAAUUUACAUAAGUAUUUACACCCCUGGGUCAAUACUUUGUAGAAGCAGCUUUGGCAGCGAUUACAGCUGAGUCUUUCUGGGUAAGUCUAUAAGAGCUUUCCACACCUGGAUUGUGAAACAUUUGCCUAUUGUUUUUUAUUUUCCAAGUAGAUUUAAGUCAAAAUUGUAACUCGGCCACGAACAUUCACUGUCUUCUUGGUAUGCAGCUCCAUUGUCGAUUUGGCCUUGUAUUUUAGGUUAUUGUCCUGCUGAAAGGGGAAUUCAUCUCCUAGUGUCCGGUGGAAAGCAGACUGAACCAGGUUUUCCUCUAGGAUUUUGCCUGUGCUUAGCUCCAUUCCGUUUCUAUUUUAUCCUGAAACUCCCCAGUCCUUAACGAUUACAAGCAUACCCAUAACAUGAUGCAACCACCACUAUGCUUGAAAAUAUGGUGAGUGGUACUCCGUAAUGUGUUGUAUUGGAUUUGCCCCAAACAUAAUACUUUGUAUUCCGGACAAAACGUUUAUUGCUAGUAAUGUGUUGUAUUGGAUUUGCCCCAAACAUAAUACUUUGUAUUCCGGACAAAAAGUUUAUUGCUAGUAAUGUGUUGUAUUGGAUUUGCCCCAAACAUAAUACUUUGUAUUCCGGACAAAAAGUUUAUUGCUUUGCCACAUUUUUUGCAGUAUUUAGUGCCUUAUUGCAAACAGGAUGUAUGUUUUGGAAUAUUUUUAUUCUGUACAGGCUUCCUUCUUUUCACUCUGUCAAUUAGGUUAGUAUUGUGGAGUAACUACAAUGUUGUUGAUCCAUCAUCAGUUUUCUCCUAUCACAGCCAUUAAACUCUGUAACUAUUUCAAAGUCACCGUUGGCCUCAUGGUGAAAUCCCAGAGCAGUUUCCUACUUCUCCAGCGACUGAGUUAGGAAGGACGCCUGUAUCUUUGUAGUUACUGGGUGUAUUAAUACACCAUCCAAAGUGUAAUUAAUAACUUCACCAUGCGUGGUUGAAUACUUAUUGACUCAAGACAUUUCAGCUUUUCAUUUUUUAUUAAUUUGUAAACAUUUUGAAAAACUUCCGCUUUGACAUUAUGGGGUAUUAUGUGUUGGCCAGUGACAAAAACAUAAUUUAAUCCAUUUUUUUUAUUCAGGCUGUAACACAACAAAAUGUGGAAAAAGUCAAGUGGUGUGAGUACUUUCUGAAGACACUGUAGAUGCUAUAUUUUCUGAGGCAAAGAUCAGCACACUGUGACUGUACUUGAUGUAAAAGGUCUGUUCUGCAGCUUCUAUCUGGCAGAGAUUUCCAUGGCUCUGGGACACCUGCAUCAGAAAGGCAUCAUCUACAGAGACCUGAAGCCAGAGAACAUCAUGCUCAACAACAACGGUCAUGUCAAGCUCACAGACUUUGGCCUGUGUAAAGAAUCAAUCCAUGACGGCACGGUUACUCACACCUUCUGUGGCACCAUAGAAUACAUGCAAGUCAAGGUCCUAAUCAUUAAAACAAUGAAAAGUUAAUGUCAGCCUCCCAGUCUGUUGUAAACUUCCCAUCCCCUCAGAGCAAUACUUUACAUACUAUUUUGUUAGGGGAAAUUAGUGUUUGGUUGCAAAUUGUAUAGGCUUACCUGACUGUCCUCCUCACCCACUCCCCUCCCCUCUGUCUCUCCAGGGCCCCAGAGAUCCUGAUGAGGAGUGGACACAACCGGGCUGUAGACUGGUGGAGCCUGGGAGCUCUCAUGUACGACAUGCUGACAGGAGCAGUGAGUACAACUCCUCUUUCAAGAGACACAUUUAUUUUAUUCAAAACUUAUGUACUCUGUCUUGUACAAUGUCAACAUUUAAUUGAUCAAUAUUUAGAUGUAUAACCUCAGGGGGACAUAAUGUCAGUGUUGUAGUUGAAUAUACCUUUUAUGUUACUCCACAGCCACCAUUCACUGGAGAAAACAGGAAGAAGACCAUUGACAAAAUCUUAAAGUGCAAACUGAACCUGCCACCUUACCUCACACAAGAAGCUAGGGACCUUCUCAAAAAGGUAAGGGUUUCACAGCGUUAAUAUUCAACUUCCUCUGUAGCUCAGCUGGUAGAGCACGGCGCUUGUAACGCCAAGGUAGUGGGUUCGAUCCCCGGGACCACCCAUACACAAAACAUUUAUGCACGCAUGACUGUAAGUCGCUUUGGAUAAAAGCGUCUGCUAAAUGGCAUUAUUUAUUAUUAUUAUUAUUAUUAAUAAUAGAAGUGUUUUGAUGGCAUUUCAGGUAUACUCUGCCUUCUGAUUGUCUAAUGCAGGUAUCUCCAACCCUGUUCCUGAAGUGCUACCGUCCUGUAGUGCUGAGCGAUUUGUGUUUGAGGUAGUUUCGAUUAUUAAAAUAUAAUAACGGUUUUAGAUUUUUCAAUAAUUUUUAAACAUUAAAUGCCUAUGCAUUAUGUGGGUUGAAUGCUGUAACACAGAAUAAAACAAUCAAUAAAAGUCCCAUGAUGGUAGUGACUGCCCAUCACUGCUUAUCACUUAUUAACCAUAAUUUAUUGACAUUAAUUUACUUUAAUACAAUAUUUCAGUUGUGUAUAUUACAUUUGUUUUAUUUGAUUACUUUAUUUCAUUCCAAGUCAUCUCAUCUCUAUAGAACUGCUGUCGGACAAAAUCACAAUUUUGUAGUUCUUCAAAGUAAAUAAGGCAACCUUUUUAUGACUGCUGAAUACCAACUAUCAAUCACUUAGAUCAUGUAUUUUCAGGUAGAGAUACCUCGCGAAGCAACAGCUGCUCUAUAUCCCCCUCAUUAUCUGUCUCUUCGGUAGCAGGCAUAAAAUAAACACAGACUGGACAAGUAGAUGCGCAAUGGAUUAUGGUCAUUGUAGUUAAUUACCACAUUUUAUGCAAUAAACUAUGUAGAAUAUUUGCCUGUUGGAAACUACAACUCCCUACUAUAUCGCACAGUUUAGGCUGGAUCUGAUUUGUCUCAAGAUAAACUGUUUAAUUUGCGCAUUGAGCUCAGAGGAAAGAAAAUAAAAACUAAAUUCAAAUAAUUGAACCUACUAUAAUUUAUAGUUUUCGCUCCAACCCUAAUCUAGCACACCUGAUUCUAGUAAUUAGCUGGUUGAUACGUUGAAUCAGGUUAGUUACAACUGAUGUUGGAGUGAACCUACUGGAGGGUAGCUCUCCAGGAACAGUUUUGGAGAGCCCUGGUCAAAUGUAACAAGUCAGAUCAAAUGAAAUCAGAGGAGCAGACUUGCAUUACCCAUCCCUCUGUUCCAGCUGCUGAAACGCAAUGCCUCGUUGCGGCUGGGGGCAGGCCCAGGAGACUCCUCAGAAAUCCAGGUAAUACAGUUAAAACAGACCUGUUGUAGGAUUAUUACAACGUUGUUGAAGGUGGUGAAAAGAGCAGCCUUCAUGUGUAUUGUGGCUUUCUCUCUGGGAAAAGUAAAGUUAUUCUGUCCUGUUUUCCAGAGCCACCCGUUCUUCAGGCAUAUUAACUGGGAUGAUCUUCUCGCUCGCAAGGUGGAGCCUCCAUUCAAGCCUUUUCUGGUGAGCCGUCAUUCCUUAUUCAUAGCAUUUCCAUUGUGAAGAGCACCUGUGCCUACCAAGUCCUCCAUGACCCACAGAAACUAGAGGUUAACAGGUUUCCUUCUUUCCUUCCAUUGCAGCAAUCAGCUGAUGAUGUGAGCCAGUUUGACUCGAAGUUCACCAGCCAGACUCCCGUGGACAGCCCUGAUGACUCCACGCUCAGCGAAAGUGCCAAUCAAGUCUUCCUGGUAGGCUGCUUACUCUGCACAUUCCAUUUGGUCUCGUGUUUGUGCGCGUGUGUUUUACUGUGUGCAUGGCUGCACGUACACGGGUAGGCAGAAGCUACACUAUUGUUCUUACGAGAAAUGGUUAAUGCAUUGCAUCUUAUUUUUUAUGAUUUUUUUUACUGGAAACUGAUAUAGUUUGAGUGUUUCAUUGCUCAAGUCCUGUGGCCUAUGUUGUUUUGGCUGUAAUCUUCCCUGUGACAACCUCCCCACAGGGUUUUACGUAUGUUGCCCCCUCCGUCCUCGAAAACAUCAAGGAGAAAUUCCCCUUCGAGCCAAAAGUCCGCUCACCAAGAAGGUUUCUGGGAAGCCCAAGAACACCAGUGAGGUAUGUGUUUUUUUUGUUUUUUUUUCAGUCUCAUGUUCCUCUAGGUUUGUGUAGAACCUGACGUUGUCCUGCCAACCAGUGGUUGAAUCCAGUAUCAUUCUGGUACUCGUUCUACUGGGAUUUAUCCUCACUGUUAAAAUGUCACCAUUCUGUCUGCCUUCCCCCAGUCAGUACUAUAAUGCACUAUUCUAACCUUGCCCUGUAUCCUCUUCUCCUGGCCCCCCAGCCCAGUGAAGUUUGCUGGGGGGGACUGCUGGCCCCGGGCCCUCACCCAGGCUGGAACCUCAUCCCUUGGGGGUUCUGGGUCUGGAGACCAGCCGAUGGAGGUUGGUAUGGAGCAGAUGGACAUGGGCUCCAAUGCUGCCGAGGUGUCUGCCCCCCUGCCUAUCAGAAAGCCCUCUGGCAACACCACCACAGGUGGCCCCUUCAAGAAGCAGGCCUACCCCUACGCCAAACGGCCCAAGCACCUCCAGAUGAAUCUAUGACACUGCUCCAUCAAGAGCUUCUCUUUCCUAAAUCCUCCUCCAUUCACUUCUUUUUUUCUUUUAAAAGACUUAUAGAAAUUAAAGAAAUGACUGACGUACCGUCUGCACCGAUCACCAGCUCCUCCAGACGCACCUUCCAUCCCUGCCUCCCUCCCCUUCUCUCCCUGGUUGGGCAGCUUGGCAGCCACACAGGGCAUUCUACCCUAGCAGAUAUGACAAACUAUAGGAGCCUCCUGUUAGGGAGAGGAGGAACUAGGGCGAGAACUCCCUCCCACCAAUUAGAGCUUUAGUCAGACAGCAAGAGGUCUUGACUACUUCCUUCAGCCCUGUAGAGUAUAGCUGGAGGAAGAGAUGAGAGCAGUGCUGCUAGAUGCUGCUGCUUGAUUCCUGUGUGCUCCACUGGGCUGGCUUCUCAUAUGACAUACUGGUGCUUUGUACUUUAGGUGGGUGGGGACAGACAGUGUUACUCCUGAUGCAGCAGUGCUUUCCCUCACCAGGAGUAAGACGUUAUUGAUCAAUGAAACUGGGUAAUAGACUUUUAAAGGCUGAGAGUGUGGAGAUGAUUCCCCCUUAAAUGCCUCUACUUCCUUUUUAGAACUUGCUGAUGAGGGGUUACAGAAUACAUUGUAGAUGAAUACAGUAGAUGGAAUCAAUCACAAUGGCACAAUGUACACAGAACACAAUAUUCACUGUAGACUCAGUUAUCCUGCUAUAGUGUAUUACAUUGUUCCAUUUAAAAAAAAAAAUAUGGAAUCAACAAUGCCUUUUUUUCUGCUUUGUCACUUGAACAUCCUGUCAGGAUAAAUCUUGUAGAACAUGUCUGGGCCGUGUUCAGUAUGUAGAAAACGUAUUGACACUGAGUGAAACAGGAAGGUACAACCUGAACUCGUCCAAUGAACACAGAUUUCCAUGACCCCUACUGAACAUGACCAUGAGCCGUGUUCAGUUGCCAAGCGUUGUUGAACGUUGCAGAUAGAAAUGGCAUGAAUAGAGCUGGCAUGAUUCCU
This is a messenger RNA of Coregonus sp. 'balchen', 13145 nucleotides long. Lineage: Eukaryota; Metazoa; Chordata; Actinopteri; Salmoniformes; Salmonidae. The record is from the annotation of a GenBank genome assembly.